Molecule: messenger RNA, 2943 nt
Organism: Pseudovirgaria hyperparasitica
Lineage: Eukaryota; Fungi; Ascomycota; Dothideomycetes; Acrospermales; Acrospermaceae
Product: tRNA ligase
Exons: 1
Coding region: 241-2697 (818 amino acids)
Biological process (GO): tRNA splicing, via endonucleolytic cleavage and ligation
Cellular component (GO): nuclear inner membrane
Molecular function (GO): GTP-dependent polyribonucleotide 5'-hydroxyl-kinase activity; ATP binding; phosphoric diester hydrolase activity
Source: RefSeq, a predicted model, not a curated record
GACGCAUCUACGCGGUGACCCAAAAAUACCACAGCUUCCUGCCUCAAGUUACCACAGCUCCUGCACUCGCACAAAUGCGAUGACUCUUCAAUCUCUUUCUAUACCUUGAUGCUUGUUUACGCUUCAAAGUUUUUCACAAUCUCCACUCCGUUCAAAGCCUGCCGCUGCACCAAAGCCGCCCAACCUUGCAUUCUAUACUUGCCAAACAUUCGGAGCUUUACUACCAGCUUUGCCAUAAGUAUGGCGCACCACGAUCAAGUACCUUAUCGCGCCCAGAAUCCGCAAGAGAUCCUCGAGUUGGUACAAACUCUCAAUGCACAUGGGAAAGGAGGUAGAGGGAAAGGAUUAUCGGUGAAGAAGAACACGUACACAUUACCGAGUGGCCGUAAGGUUGAUUCAUGGCGGAUGCAAGACUGGGACUACAAGAAACCAAAUCUACCGACUUAUGCCCGCGGACUGUUCACCUAUCAGACCCUAGACGGAAAGCAGGCCAUUGCUGUACGUGGAUACGAUAAGUUUUUCAAUCAUGGCGAAGUCAAGAAAACGGAAUGGAAGAAUGUCGAGUUGAACACCAAAGGACCUUACGAGCUCAGUGUGAAAGAGAAUGGGUGCAUAAUAUUCAUUUCAGGGCUGGACGAUGGCUCGCUACUCGUCUGUAGCAAACACUCCACUGGCGCACGACCAGACCUUCCCGUCAGCCAUUCCGCUGCGGGUGAGAAGUGGGUGGAGAGGCAUCUGACAAGCGUGGGAAAGACAAAAGAAGAGCUCGCGCGGAGGUUGCACCAAUUGAAUGUGACGGCUGUAGCAGAACUCUGCGAUGACGAUUUCGAAGAGCACGUGCUUGAGUACGCACCAGACGCGGCUGGGCUGUACCUGCAUGGAGUCAAUUUGAACGUGCCAGAGUUUGCGACUUAUCCUGGGCAUCACGUCGACAAGUUUGCGGAAGAAUGGGGGUUCAGAAAGACAAUGUAUGUCAUGGAGAACAACAUUGGCCAUGUCAAAACUUUCCUGGAACAUGUUGCGGAGACAGGGAAUUACGAUGGCCGCGACACUGAGGGGUUCGUCAUCCGCUGUCAGGCUAGGGAAUCUCCAAAUGCGCCAUGGGAAGAUUGGUUCUUCAAAUAUAAGUUUGAGGAGCCAUAUUUGAUGUACCGACAGUGGCGGGAAUGCACCAAAGCCAUCAUUGCCGGCAAAGAACCAAGGUACAAAAAGCAUAAGAAAGUCACCGAAAAGUAUCUCAUCUUCGCACGGAAGCAGUUCGCCAAGCAACCUGGUCUCGCUAAGCUCUACAAUCAGAACCACGGUAUCAUCAAAAUGCGAGAUGACUUCCUGACAGAACUCGGCCAGAAAGGAUCUGAUAUCAUUCGCCAGGAGAUCGAAUCCGGGGAAGAAAGACCAGAUGCGAAAGAUGUGCAAGGCAAUGUCAUAUUAGUUCCCAUUGCAACGAUAGGCUGUGGAAAGACGACCGUAGCUCUAGCUUUGGUGAAAUUGUUCGGCUGGGGACAUUUUCAGAAUGAUAACGUUGUAGGGAAAGGCAACAGGCCACAGCGUUUUGCCACGGCAGUUUGCAACGGGGUCGUCGACAGUGGGGUUAUGAUUGCAGACCGUAACAACCAUCAAGAACGUGAGCGAGCUCAGAUUAUAGAUGAUGUUUCCCGGGUGAUACCUGAAGCCCGUUUUGUCGCUUUGCAUUGGGUUCAUGACCGUGGAAACUACGACCAGAUCAGAAGAGUCAUGCAGGACAGAGUGCUUGGACGCGGUGACAAUCAUCAGACAAUCCAAGCAGCAUCCAAGGACCCAGCCGAGAUCAUUGGUAUCAUGGACGGCUUCAUGCAUCGGUUCCAGCCGAUCGACACGACCAAAUCACCGGAUGACGCUUUUGACUUGGUGAUUGACCUGGACGUUACAGCGAGCUCGCGGGAGAAUUUGGAAACAGUUGUUACCCAGAUUAGCUCGAGAUACCCGAAACUGUUCACUAGAAUGCCCUCGGCUGACGAGCUUGACGCUGCAAUUGACAGUGCGCUCGAUGACUACAAACCAGAAGUGAAGCAGGACCUAAGCAGAGGAGGCAACAGAGGCCCAAAGAACAAACAGCAACAGCAGAAUAGCUCCAUGUCUAAACCAAAGCAGCCGAAGCUAGAGUUCUUUGCAGUUCGGCUUCCUAACAGUCGAGUCAAAGCCAUUCUCGACGCCAUGUUUCGUGAUGUCGACCCUGAGACGGCACGAUUCUACAACCACCUUAAGGAAACUCGCCGCUUGCAAAACGAGUUUCACGUCACCCUUAUCCACAAGGCCGCUUCAAGCCAACAUACAGAUAGCUGGUCGAAGCUCGGUAGGCUCCAUUCUGAAGCCUGGAAUAAGUCGAUAGCUGGUCAGCUGCCGAAUAGCGAUGCACCAGCAUCCGAACCUGAACUUGGAAGGUGCAAAGUUCAGCUCGAACGUCUUGUAUGGGACAAUCGAGUUAUGUGCUUUGUAGCUCGACUCCAGAAUGAGGGAGACGUUAAGUUUGAGACUGUCAAUGCGCUCGCGCAUAUCACUAUUGGCACUGCGGAACCAAACAUCAAACCGAAGGAGAGCAACGAUCUCUUGCAGAAGUGGUUGACUGUAGGAAGUGGUGGGGAGUCUGGUAUCAUGGAACUCAUGGCUAAGGGGUCCUUGAUUCUAGAUGGCAGUGUAAGAGGUGUUUUAUCUCGUUAACAGGAACAGAAGCUGUGUUGAUAGCCAGGUAGUGAUGGGUAUGUUUGUGGAAAUGCAUUGCAGGUGUUAUGGCAUCCCCCCUCAACAAUAGUGAGUGAAACGGGAAUCGCAGGUAUCAUUGGGCACGUCGUGUCUAAAACGAAUGUUAAAAAGUGAAGAGUAAUUAGACAAAGGGCUGUUCUUGUCCGUGUUCAAAGAAGUGAAUCCUGAGAAGUGAAACCCAAGAACUGUAGUGUGAUAAUCAAA